CAAUAACAUAGAACAGGUAAAAACACGUCCUAACUCACUUCCUGGUAGGCCAACAUUUUAGAUAAAAAUGACGUUUUUGAUUUGAGCCAUAUAAACAGUUAGAUCACAUUGUUUAAAGACAAAGAGGUCAUGGCAUCAAGUAAACCUGUACACUGCGGACCAUGUAAACAAGGUAAAGUAAACACUAAAGCUGACAUCUGGUGUUACAACUGUGAUGAAGGACUGUGUUCAAUAUGUUCAAGUCAUCACAAAAGAAUAAAAUCAUCCCGUGAUCACAAGACCAUCGAUAUACAAGCCUAUACAAGCUAUAAACCUCCGACUGCUUCUAUCAAAACAGAAUGUGACACACAUAGGCUACAGUUCAAAUUGUAUUGUCCCUGUCAUUUAAUGCCUUGCUGUGAUGAAUGUAUUUCCAUCAGUCAUUCAAAAUGUUCUGGAAUAACAAGUUUAGCUAGUGUAGUGGAGAAAACAAAGAUUAACAAAUCCAUAGAAUCUGUAGAAAAGGAUAUAAACUCUAUCACACAUUUCUUGGAAAAAUUGGUUAAAAACAAAUCAGGAAACCUAAAAAGAGGGGAGCAACAGUGCGAAACCAUAAAACAAUCAAUUAGUGAAAUUCGAAAUGAAAUCAAUAAACAUUUAGACAAUCUUGAGGAAAAGUUAUGUAAAGAGGCAGAUACUGUAUGGCGUCAGGAGAAAUCAAAAUUAACAAGUUUAAUUACUGAAAUUGAAGGUAAAAUUAAAAAUGUAAAGGAAAUACAUGAACAUUUAAGUACAGUAACAGAGCAUACUUCAAAACUCCAAUCAUUUCUAGGAGUACAUCAGAUUGAACAAAAAGUUCAUCAAUGUCAAAGGUAUGUUGAAGAUAUUGAAAACAGUGAGAGGGUUUGUGACGUUGACAUCAACAUAAAGCAAAAUGGUGAGGUAGAAAAAAUCCUCAAAGAAUUACAAUCAAUUGAAGCCUUUGGAGACGUGAAUGUUGUUAAAACAAAAAUAUCCAUGAAGAGAAAAACAAUUAUGAGUAGGGAAGCACAAAUAGAAUUACAAGAUCAAUCUAGCAUAGAGAAUAUGACAAUGAAUAUUGAGACAAGAAUACAGAUCAAAACGAAGAAGCAGAUUAGUGACCUAAUUUGUCUAGUGGAUGGAAGAGUUAUAGUAGUGGAACAGUAUGGUAAAGUUAACCUACUUACUUCUGAUGGAAAACUUAAGAAACAGUUACCUAUACCUGGUAAAGCCUGGAGUGUUACACAGAUCAAUCAGGACACUAUUGCAAUAACUUAUCCUCAUGAGACAGCCAUUAAGAUCUUCCAUUUGGAGAAUGAAACAGUCACCAAAGUUAUCAAAUUAAGACAACCAUGCUAUGGAUUAUCAUUCUCUAAUAAUUUUCUGGCUGUAGGUUUGGCUUACUAUGAAAUCCUUAUUAUAGACUUGGAGGGAAUUACACUGAAGACAAUACCAGUUGAGAGUGAAUCAAACCUGUGUUACGUUGUUUAUUGUAACGACAGAGUAAUCUAUAAUGACUUUGAUAGUAAUGCAGUAAACUGUGUAGAUGAAUCGGGUAUACCGAUCUGGCAAUAUAAACAGGAUUUAACAAGACCAUGGGGACUUUGUAUAGAUACCUAUAGUAACAUUAUUGUAGUUGACUUGGAAUCUCUGAGAAUAAUAGUUUUACUACAAGAGGGACAGGUUAUUAAAGAACUGGCAGGACAAGAGGAUAUAGGGUAUCCGCCUUAUUUUAUUUGCUUUAACAAAAAUGAAAAAUCUUCUGGUUUUAUUUGCGAUGUCUAUGGCAAUAACUUAACAAGAUUCAAUAUGUCUUAUGGUUAAAUAUGCACUGAAAAAUGUGAAAACAUUACUUGACUAUGAAAUAACAAUGUAUAAUACAUGUAGUAAAAUUUUAAUUUAGAUUAAUCUUAUGGUAGAAGUCAUAUACGGAGGAAUACACUUAUAUACUAGAAUGUUACAAGUGUGGUUAUCAUGUGUACAAUUUACGAAAAUUCUGUAUAUUUUUUCAUGGACAAUUUUAUUUAUUGUGGAUCUUUAAGAUUGCAAGAAAUUGUGUAACGCAUGUAUGUUUAUAUAAACUAGAGGCUCUCAAGAGCCUGUGUCGCUCA
Molecule: messenger RNA, 2111 nt
Organism: Mytilus californianus (California mussel)
Lineage: Eukaryota; Metazoa; Mollusca; Bivalvia; Mytilida; Mytilidae
Exons: 2
Coding region: 130-1824 (564 amino acids)
Biological process (GO): positive regulation of DNA-templated transcription
Cellular component (GO): nucleoplasm; chromatin
Molecular function (GO): zinc ion binding; ubiquitin-protein transferase activity
Source: RefSeq, a predicted model, not a curated record